Molecule: messenger RNA, 1208 nt
Organism: Eufriesea mexicana
Lineage: Eukaryota; Metazoa; Arthropoda; Insecta; Hymenoptera; Apidae
Product: protein AAR2 homolog
Exons: 6
Coding region: 66-1208 (380 amino acids)
Biological process (GO): spliceosomal tri-snRNP complex assembly
Source: RefSeq, a predicted model, not a curated record
GUCAUAAUUCUAAAAGAAAAACAUUCAUAAAUUUUAUAAUUUUAUAAAAUAAUUAUUAAUUAACCAUGGAGAGCAAAGGAAUAGAAAUGGAUCAAACUCUAGCUCAAAGACUUCUCUUUGAAGGUGCUACAUUAAUUGUACUAGACAUACCUUAUGGUUCAGAAUUUGGUAUCGAUUUAAAAUCAUGGAAUACAGCAGAUAAAUUUAAAGGUAUUAAAAUGAUUCCACCAGGAUUUCACUAUGUUCAUUAUAGUGCUGUAGAUGAAUUUGGAGAAACAACACCUAAAAUUGGUUUUUUUCAUACAUUUAAGAAAUCUGAAUUUAUAGUCAAAUGUUGGGAUGCAAAAGAAGAGGACCUAAAUUCAAAAACUGUAGAUAAAAAAACAGUUGAAAAAUUGAAAAGUAAUUUGAAAGAUUUAAACAGAUUCCUAGGAUGUUACCCAUAUGAUAUAUGGUUGCAGUGGAAAGAAUUAACAAAUCAUAUUACUCCUACUCUUGCUGAACGGUGUAUACCUAUAUGCGGUUUUGUAAGAUCAGCGUUAGAAUUAGAACAUUGCACUGAUGCUGCAAGACCAAGAGGUGGACAAUCAGUUCCAAAGAAAACAAGAAGAUGUGGAAUUACUACAGAAGAGAAGGAAAAUGAACUUCUUCCUGAUAUGAAACCUAAGUCUGGUACAGAACUUCGACUUUCUAAAAUACCUGAUAAGCAUUACCCAGAUGGAGCAUCGCCAAGUGAAAUUACAAAAUAUUCUUUAGAUUCAAGUUAUGCCUUGAAUACUAUUAUUAAUAACUUAAUAUUUCCUAUAGAGAUAAUCGGUGAAGUGCAAUUAGCAUUUGCCUGUUUUCUAGUGGGACAAAGUUUUGAUGCUUUUGAACACUGGAAGAAACUUGUCUCUCUCAUCUGUGGUGCUGAUUGCGCAAUAUCGCAACAUCGCACUAUUUAUGUUGAAUUUAUGAAAGUAUUAGAAAUUCAGUUGAUGCAUGUACCUGAAGACAUACUUUGUGAUAUUGUAGCUAAUAAUAAUUUUAUAUAUCAAAAUUUGCGCAAACUAUUUGCAAAUAUUGAAAUAAAUCCAAAAUUAGAUGAACGACUAAAGUCUUGUACAAGGAGAUUUAGCAAACGAUUAUCUACAAAAUUCUUAUGGGAUUUUUCUAAUUUGCAGGAAGAGGUUGAAGAUGAUGCACCAGUUAUUGUUACAUUAGAAUAA